This is a messenger RNA of Cylicostephanus goldi, 804 nucleotides long. The record is from the annotation of a GenBank genome assembly. NCBI's taxonomy places the organism in Eukaryota, Metazoa, Nematoda, Chromadorea, Rhabditida, Strongylidae.
GAUUCUGGUUGGAAUGGACUCAUCGCAGAUCUCAUCAAUAACAAAGCUGAUAUGUGUGUUACAUCGCUAAAGCUGAACUCUGAACGAGCAAGGGACAUAGACUUUUCGCUGCCGUUUCUCGAGACGGGCAUAGCCAUUAUCGUCAAAAUCAGAAGUGGCGUACUUUCGCCGACGGCGUUUUUAGAGCCAUUCGAAUACUCCACUUGGGUCGUAAUUCUGUUGGUUUCUAUACAAGGAGCGGCUCUUUCAAUUUUUAUCUUCGAAUGGGUUAGCCCCUACUCCUUCAAUAUGAGCAAGUAUCCUCCGCCAGACCACAAGUUCUCGCUUUGUCGCUCUUAUUGGCUGGUCUGGGCAACUUUAUUUAGCGCUAGCGUUUCAACAGGUCUUUCCGUGGGUGUAGGCCCUACUGGACCUCCGUCUAUCGCGAUGACUGUAAUUUCCCAAGAAAGCCGUCUCCCUUUCGGAACUCCAUCUUCACUUUCAGAUGUCCCAAAAUCUACCGUAUCUCGCUGCAUGGCGCUAGUAUGGGCUGCUUUCGGUCUCACUUUUCUAGCAGUUUACACCGCAAAUCUUGCUGCUUUCAUGAUCACAAGAAUACAGUACUACGACCUGAGCGGCAUCCACGAUCCUAUGUUAGCCUAUCCAGCCGAUCAACAACCACCUUUUCGCUAUGGAACCGUAGAUGGUGGCAACACACAUGAAACAAUGAAGAGAAACUGGAAAAAUAUGCAUGAAUACGUGAAGAAAAAUCAUUUCUUCCGCGAUAACAUUUCCGCCGGAGUGGAAGCGGUCAGAAAUGAGUGA